Messenger RNA from Durusdinium trenchii, 5495 nucleotides. The record is from the annotation of a GenBank genome assembly. NCBI's taxonomy places the organism in Eukaryota, Dinophyceae, Suessiales, Symbiodiniaceae.
GUGAGCUUCAUUUAGGAUCCAUAAAUAGCGCGAGCAAAAAGUCACAUACCGAUUUCUUGCCUUUGUCGAGGCCUACACAAAACUCCGCACUUUACUUGCUUUUGAUGCAGUGGCUUCACCGCAACCAUGGCGAAGCGGCGGCCUUGGUCAACAGCAUCGCCACUGAUGACCGCUUGGAUUCUGGAGAGGCACAGAUCUUCGAGCAAUUGGGCAUCAUCGGCGAUGCCGAUGCUGACACCUGCGCCAUUCGGCUUCAAAUCACACUAGCAAUGUGCAAUGCACCUGGUUUGGAGUGGCCUUGGGAAAACUGCAAAGAGGUGCAGGGCUACUUGAAGAAGCUUUCGCAUGUUUCAGCUCGCUGCCGCCUGUCUUUGGCAGAAGAAAUUCGAGUGCUUCGUAUUUGUUCUGAUGAGCGAAAGCGGCGAGAGUUGAUCCGUGCGGAGGUGAAGGCAAUGAAGAGGCAAUUCUGGGGCUACUAUGGCAAAGUGAAGCUUCAGCGGUACCACAAGAUACUUACAGAUGCCGUUGCAGCCCUGGAAGCAACUGCACAAGAUCAUCGUGAGCUCCAAGAAUGGCUGAAGCAAAUUCGGAAGAAGGUGCGAGCUGCGCAACUUCCUGGUGGCAGAGAAGAAAUAAAAGAGGUGUUGACCCAAGUGCUGGGUGGCUGGGAGAAGGAGGAUCCUAUGACCUCUUUGGUGCUUGAAAACAGGGAGAAAUACAUCGCCGCACUUCAGGACUCCACCCAGCGACCCUUUGCUGCUCCAUGUCCAGAAAGGCCCAAAGAGUCAAAGUGGCAAUGUCACUUGGACCAGAAUGUUUUGAUGUGCUCUUUGUUUGAUCUUCUUUUUGAAGUCCUGGGCGCAGAGCUACUCCUCCGUGAAGAUGUUGGUGAAGACUCCGAAGGGCCCGAAAUUCCUUUGAUGCGUCGCAUGUCGCUUCCAAUGGCCAUGGAACAUGCAAAGAAGAUGGUGAAUGGGGAGUGCCAGAUUUCAGACACUGGCACAUAUGCGUUGCUGUACUCUGUCUUCACUCGCAGUGUUGCUGUGAAACUUGGACGUUCCAAAGAAGUGAACUACCAGCAUCAGCACACUUUUGGAGAGCUCUUACUCCAACUGACCCCCGGAGCACGGAACCAUGGCAUCCUGAACUCAGUGCUGCACAUCCUUGCUUUGAAUCCGGAGACUUCGGCCGCGAUGCCUCAGCUCACCAAGCCUAAGAAAGUCCGCUUGGUCAAGCAAUGGAAGGCGAAAUUGAGCCAAAUACAGAAGAGUUUGCUGGAUGCUGCAUAUGGGUUGCAGCUGCAGUGGCCUCCACAUCCAAAGGACUUUGGUGAACUUCCGAUUCCAGUGCAUUGUGAAAUCGCCAAUAUCUACCUGGAACUUCCACCAAGUUCCAUCGGAGGUUUGAAUCCUCAGCGUUUGUUCAGCUUACCUGGGAGCAGGGCUGCUCUUGGGAGAAGGCCAGUCAACGUGGGAUUGGGCUGCAACUGGAGACCUUUGAGAAUGUCCAAACUUCACACGGUCAGUUCAGAAGACUUGGAUGCCUUUGUUUCAAGACCUUUGCGGGCCCUGGUCGAGAAGCAUAUUCAGUUUGACGACCCUGCAGAAGAGGCAGAUGCAAAGAUGCCCUUUAUUCUUGAUGCUCACCCAGCGAUGCAACAUGCUGUUGCCAAAGCGAUGAUGGGGCGGUUGGCAAAAGAGAUGCGCAACUAUGCAGCGAUGCACAACAAGCAGAAGCUUCCGAAGUUGAUUCACAUGGACAUUGACGGAAUUGUCGCUGGGAACAAAGAGUUAUUGGAGAAAGCCUUGGCACAGCUCCGCGAUCUUUUUGAAGGCCUUCAAGCAAUGAAGGUGCACGACGAGACUUUUGUCAGUGCCACCAUCGACCAUCUUCUCAAAGCUGUGGACGCCUGCAGCACAACAGAGGAAAUCAGGGAUCAUCCUGUUGAAAGGCUGCACUUUUGGCUCUUGAGAUAUGCUGGCCAUGAGACAGAGAUGUGGUUCCAACUGCUUUGCCGAACACUUCUCAGUCCGGACUGCAUCACGGACUUCAAGCGCUUUAAUCCUUUUCUCACCGAGGAGGACGUCCACGAGCUGCUGGCAGCCUUGUCGCAGAUGAUGCUGGCCACAUCAAGACGGCAGCAGGUUUGCAGGGCCAUGGACCACUGCCGAAACUUGCUGAAUUUACUGGAACGUGACAACGCUUCAAGCUCUGCAUUGGCCCUGAAAGCUGGACUUACUGAAAAGAGCUCUUUAUUGUCGAGCACAAUCGCUGCAGAACGCAUCUACAUCUCAGAUGUGAAUGGAGAGAGAGGCUUCGACCCACGGUUCCUUCUUUUCGAGUUCAUCUCUGGCUUUCUCCUGCGACCCAGACAGGUAGAAAUGGUUCGAGAGUUCCUUGACAUCAUCCACUCAGACAGCAGUGCUGUAAAGCAAAUGAUCAUGGGUCAGGGAAAGACCACUGUGGUUACGCCCCUUCUCUCCUUUGUACUCGCUGAUGCAAAGCGGCUGGUUGUGAUCGCCUGUUGCUCAGAGUUUGCAGCGUUCCACUUUGCGGCACAGUGCUCUGCUGUGGAGGUGGUGCCACACGCUCUACUUGAGUUCUCGAGAUCCGUACUCCAGGGUACUUUUGCAUCAGUGGUGCAGAAGCAGGUGUCGACCUUCAAAUGCGAUCGUGCUGUGGACAUCGACUUCAACUUUUCGCUUACCGUUGACUCAGUGCGACAGCAAGGCGAUCUCAUUGUGACAACACCUGGAGAUGUGAAGUCUCUUUUGCUGAGAUUCUUGGAGCAGCUUGAAGUAUCCAGCGACAGGAGAUCGAAGAAGAACACCCCACAGCUUCGCAGGGAGACUCUAGAGAUGGGCAAAGUGCUGCAGAUGUUGCGCAAGCAGAGUGUUUGCAUGCUUGACGAGGUUGACUUGAUCCUGCAUCCACUCAAGUCCGAGCUGAACUUUCCGACCGGACCAAAGAGUCUGAUCCAUCAUGCCCCGGAGCGAUGGCGCUUGCCACUUCAUGUACUUGACGGAUUCUUUGCUGCAGAAGAUGCUGCUCGAACGCCGGCGCAGCUCAAGGAAUCUCAUGCUGCACGGCAAAUUCUACAGACACUCUCUGAGGUCGUUCGCUGUGGGACGGAACGCAAGCAGUUGCAAAAGAAUCCCCACUUGGUUCUUCUUUCUGAUGACUUUUUCCAUAUUGAGAUGAAGCCAAUUUUGUGCCAAUGGAUGUGUCUGUGGUUGACCAUCGAGCAUGUCGGUCGCGUCUUCGAGGAGGGUUUCAGCCCUAGCGACCGUGGACUUUCAGAGGAAGAGAUCACUGCUUAUUUGAUGACACGCACCAAUCCUGUCGACGUCAAAAUGACUGGACGCUUGGAGGAAUGGAGCCAAUGGGCGUCCGAAACCAAGUGGCUGCAGGACUUGCUUGCGGCUGGAAGUGGGACUGCGGAAGGCGACUUUAAUCCACAUAUUGUUGCUGACAACCAGCGGGGCAUUGCUUUGCCAUCUGAGUACAAGGUGUCAUUUGUGAGUAGCAGCGACGGCAGCAAGACGCUGAGAUUCCGUGAGACGCCAGCGGCCCUGCAGAAGCGCCUGGAGCGUGUGGACAGGCUUCCGACCAAAGAUAUCCAGACACUCAACCUGGGUGGUGAAUGGCUUGCAACUUUCCUUCCACAUUGUCUGCAAAAGAUCGAUAGGGUCACGUUCGGCAUCAUGACUGAUGAGCAAGUCAGGCAUGCUUUGGCAGAGCAACCCCUGAUGCCACUUACCAGAUCCAAGCUGGCGAUUCCCUUUGUGGGCAAAGACGUUCCGUCGCAGAGCUCUGAGUUUGCCCAUCCUGACAUUGUGCUCGGCCUCACAUCCUUUGCCUACCGCUACGAAGGCUUGCGUCGGUCAGACUUUGACGAGGUGAUGUCAGCGCUGGCAGAUCGUUUGGAGAAUGAGGGUGGUGGCUCGCAACUAGAACGACCAACUGCUUUGCGCUGGAAGGCUUGGGUGGAGGAAGCUGGCGCUGUCUUUUGUGUAAAGCAGCGAGAAAUGGAUGAGAGGCAGGCUGCAGAGGAGACAGGCGAGGAUCCUCGUGCAGACAAGCGCCCCCGUGUCCUUCCCCUUCACUUGCUGGAGAAAACAAAUGCUCCACAGAUGCAGCGCCUUUUCGAGCUGUUUCGGAGGCUGCCCUCUGCCAUCCACUUCUACCUGGAGACCAACAUUUUCCCCAAUUUCAUGCGCUUUCAAGAGCAGAAGUUCUCUGCCUCUGGUCAAGAAAUGGGUGGUUCGAUCCUGUUCAAGCAAAGACUUGGCUUUUCCGGCACUCCCAGCGAACUGAUGCCACGAGAGCUCGGACAGUGUGAGUACGAACCUGGCAGCGAGGGUGAGGUGGUAAGCACCCUCACUUCGCCCUCCAUUGUGUCCUUUAAGACAUUGAGCUCUGACUGGACUGUGGAGGCGCUUUUGGAUGCUGUUGCGGAAGCAGCUUGUCGAGGGGAAUGCCAAGCGCUCAUAGACACAGGUGCUCUGGUGACAGGCUUGACCAACAAAGAGGUGGCAGAGCACCUCCUCGGCCUGAAGAAGCGUGCUGAUGGCACAAUGCCACUAACACUCCCUGACUGGAUCGAGGGUGUGGUGUUCAUAGAAGAAGAUGGUGCCAAGCGUAUUUUGAAUCGCCAGUCCCGAGAAGUGGGUAAACUCGCAGACAGCGGGGUGCCGAUCUCCGCCAGAUUCUGCUUCUACGAUCAGAUUCACACCACAGGAAUGGACAUACAGCAUCGUUUGGAUGCUGUCGCAGCCCUGACUCUGGGCAAAGACAUGGUGUGGCGUGACUUUGCUCAGGGCGCAUACAGGAUGCGUGGAAUUGGCCGUGGCCAGAGCAUUUGCCUAUAUAUCAUUCCGGAGAUCGAAGAACUGAUCUCUCGUGAUUUGGGACUUGCUCACCUGCCACAACUGCCACGCUUUUCCACACUUGGCGAUCGUCACAAGGGCGUUCUUGAUGCCGUGGCCUGUUGGUUGCUGUGCCAGUCCAUGAGAACAGAGAAAGUGCAAUAUGCCAUGCUACAGCUGCAAAAUUUGGCAAACAUUUGGAGAAGGAGCUCUUUGGCCGUGGUCAUGGAAGACUAUGAGGCAAUGGCUGGAAUGAAGCCAGAUACGCUUGCAAGGGUUCAAGUCUACAAAGAGCCCAUUGACUUCAAGGUGCCCUCGAAAGUUCCGCACAUGGAUACCAUCGGUGCUGCAGCUGAGCGAAGGAUUGCUGAUGCUGAACGCUUCGUUCGAGAUGACGACAGGCCAGAACUGGAAGAGAUCCGUGGAAACAUGCUGCGGCUUGCUGAGGCCGGUGGCGAAACUCAAGAAACUGAAGGAGAGCGCGGCUUGGAAACUGAGCAGCAGCGGGAACAGGAACAAGAGAGGCAGCAAGAGGCGUGAUGCCCAGUGCUCCAUUUUGCGCGUGGUGCCAACUGAUUGCGCGAUCCAAAGCUGAUGCUUUUGCAGGGACUGAGCACAUACCGCCAC